Molecule: messenger RNA, 1514 nt
Organism: Trichoderma atroviride IMI 206040
Lineage: Eukaryota; Fungi; Ascomycota; Sordariomycetes; Hypocreales; Hypocreaceae
Source: RefSeq, a predicted model, not a curated record
GCGGCCCCAAGGGUAUGGCUUUCAUGACGAGGAGAUACAAACGUACCAUGAUUUAUACUGACGCGAGAUUUGCAGGCGUCCCAAUUCUGGGAAAUCUGCCUCAGGUGCCUCUUACACACUCAUGGCUAAAAUUCAAGCAAUGGGCAGACCAGUAUGGCCCGCUCUACAGCCUUUCGCUUGCGGGCAACCGUCACGUCGUUGUGUCUACCGAGAAGAUCGCCAACGACCUCCUCCGGGGACGAGGCAACAUUUAUUCCAGCCGGCCGCAUUUGCCCAUGAGCUGCGAGCUCCUCAGCCACAACUUGCGCCCUGUGUUGCUCCCGUACAAUGAUCUCUGGCGCAAGGGACGAAAACUGAUGCACAGCCUUGCGUCGGAAUCCGCUGCUCCGGCAUAUGAGCCUGUCCAGAUGCGUGAGUCUUUUCGGCUGCUGAAAGACCUCUUGGCAGACCCAAACAAUUACGAGACGUGGUUUGAACGAUUCUCGGCCGGUCUUGUUCUUCAGCUGGCGUAUGGCAAAACGGUCGAGACUGGCGACGAGCCAAUUGUGAGAGACAUUCUGGAGGUGGUGCAUACUCUUGAACGAGUCAUCUCGCCAGGCGCAUACCUUGUUGAUACAUUUCCCAUCCUGAUGUGGCUUCCAAAAUGGCUGGCCCCAUUCAAGCGCGAAGCAGAUGGUCUGCAUCAGCGCGAGUUGAGUCUGUUUCGCAAGAAUAUCGACGACGUUCGGGCUGAGAUUGCCAACGGAGAUCAGACGCCCUCCUUUUGCAGAAGCUGGCUGGAAAAGGAACACUCUUUUGGCCUGAACACGGACGAGGCGGCGUAUGCGAUUGGCACAAUGUUUGAAGCUGGCGCAGGCACCACAGCUGCAGCUCUGAUGUCGUUUAUGCUGUCCAUGGUGCAUCAUCCAGAGUGGCAGCGGCGUCUGCAGCAGGAACUCGACGCCGUCGUCGGAAACUCACGUCUCCCCGACUUUGACGAUAUGCCUCGCCUCCCAACAGUACGGGCAAUCGUCAAGGAAACCUUGCGGUGGAGGCCAGUCACUGCCGGCGGCGUGCCGCAUCAGCUCAUCAAAGACGACGUCUACGAGGGCGUUUUUCUCCCGGCGGGGACGAGCAUUCACGCAAACCAGUGGGCGAUCCAUCGAGAUGCCGCUCUCUAUCCAGAUGCAGAGAAUUUCCGCCCCGAGCGCUGGCUGGAGCCUUGUUGGCCAACCUACCGCGAGCCUUUGACUCAGUUUCCGAAUCUCCAAAACUUCAGCGCUUUUGGAUUCGGCAGGCGUAUUUGCCCGGGACAAGCCAUUGCAGAACGAAGCUUGAAUAUUGCAGCUGCUCGUGUCGGCUGGGGCUGUACGGUUUCGAAACUAAAAGGCGUCGAGGUCCCGUUGUACGACUAUACAACCGGCCUUAAUGUGCAGCCUAACAAGUUCCGUUUCAACCUAGAAGCGAGGGGAACUCACGUCUUGAAGGUACUCGGAGACAAGGCCAAAGACAGUGGAGGGUCUAACGGUGCAUGA